Brienomyrus brachyistius is the source of this 5259-nucleotide messenger RNA. It is a transcript of the gene tgfbrap1, whose product is annotated as transforming growth factor, beta receptor associated protein 1. Gene Ontology annotation, biological process: intracellular protein transport; vesicle-mediated transport; autophagy. Lineage: Eukaryota; Metazoa; Chordata; Actinopteri; Osteoglossiformes; Mormyridae. Gene Ontology annotation, cellular component: membrane; cytoplasm. The transcript is spliced from 12 exons. The coding region runs from base 201 to 2795 and encodes 864 amino acids. The record is from RefSeq and is a predicted model, not a curated record.
GGAGCCGGAAGUAUUCGCUGUGUCAAGCUUGGAAAAAAAGCUAUUGGGAAGUGAGGAAAGAGGGAGGUGGAAAAAUUGGCAUUUUUGAAGCCGAUUUUCGGGACCCCUGUUUAGGAAAGCAGAAACUGCUCUGGAGUUCCCCUGUUUUCCUGAGAGCUGCUUCCGUCCUUCGCCUGGACGCAGCAGAUGCCAGCGGCAGCAUGAGCGUGAAGGCGUUCGAGCUGGUCCCCGCAGUGGGACGGGAGCUCUUGAUGGGUGACAAGGCACUGGUGAAUAUCGAGUGCAUCGAAUGCUGUGGAAAGCACUUGUACGUGGGUACCAACGAUUGCUUCAUCUACCACUUCCUCCUGGAGGAGAGCACCUCCACCAAGGGCAAGGUGACGUACUCCAGCCAGAAGCUGCUGCACAAGUACCUAGGUCUGAAGAAGCCGGUGAGUGAGCUUAGGGCUGCCUCAGCCCUGGAGAGGCUCAUUGUGUUGUGUGACAGCACUGUGCUGGUGGUGGACAUGGCCAACCUGGAGCCAGUAACCUCGGGCGGGGCCCGGAUCAAAGGGGUGCUUGCCUUCUGCGUCAAUGAGAACCCGGUGAAUGGCGACCCAUUCUGCGUUGAGAUCGGCAUCAUUUCGGCCAAGAGGCGGACCGUGCAGAUAUACCUGGUUUAUGAGGACAGGGUGCAAAUGGCCAAGGAGGUCAGCACACCAGAACAGCCCUGUGCCAUCAGCCUGGAUGGAUACUUCCUGUGCCUGGCCCUCUCUACUCAGUACAUCAUCCUCAACUACAGCACGGGGGCCUCCCAAGAUCUCUUCCCCUACGACAGUCAGGAGAAAAAGCCAAUUGUGAAGAGGAUUGGGCGAGAGGAAUUUCUUCUGGCGGCACCCGGAGGCCUGGGGAUGUUCGCCACCGCGGAGGGGAUCUCCCAGCGCGCCCCCGUCAGCUGGUCGGAGAGCGUCAUGGCGGCCGCCGUCUGCUUCCCCUACGUGGUGGCUCUGGACGAGGGCUUCAUCACCGUCCACAGCAUGCUGGACCAGCAGCUGAAGCAGACGCUCUCCUUCAGGGACGGCAUCAUUCUCCAGGACUUUGAGGGGAAAGUAGCUCUGACUUCCACCAAGGCGGUCUACAUGCUGGUUCCUCUGCCCCUGGAGAAGCAGAUCCAGGACCUGCUGGCUGGCCGCCACGUGGAGGAGGCGCUGGUGCUGACGGAGGGGGCCAGGAGCAACAUCCCCAAGGAGAAGUUCCAGGUGAUGCACAGACGCAUCCUCCAGCAGGCAGGAUUCAUUCUGUUUGGACAGCUCCAGUUUUCGGAAGCAAAAGAGCACUUCAGGAGGGGCCAGCUGGACGUACGGGAGCUCAUAUCUCUGUACCCCCUGCUGCUGCCCGCCGGCUCCUCCUUCACGCGCAGCCACCCGCCGCUGCACGAGUUUGCCGACCUGAACCACCUGGCGCAGGGCGACCAGGGCAAGGUGCAGCGCUGCAAGCGCUUCCUGAUCAGCUACCUGCGCGAGGUCCGCAGCGCCGACGGCUCCAACGGCUGGCGGCAGGACGUGGACACAGCGCUGCUCAAGCUCUACGCCGAGGCCAAUCAUGAGAGUCUGCUCGACCUGCUGGCCUCCGACAACGCCUGCCUGCUGCCCGAUAGCGCCCCCUGGCUGGAGAAACACUGCAAGUAUUUUGCACUGGGUCUUCUGUACCAUUACAACGGCCAGGACGAUGCUGCGUUGCAGGUGUGGGUACGCAUUGUGGAUGGGCAGCUGCAGGACUCGACCCGCUCUGACCUGUACGAGUACAUUGUGGACUUCCUGAGCUUCUGCCCCAACCUGGCCGUGGUGUGGAAGUACGCUGACUGGGCCUUGAGCAGGACCCCGAAGGUCGGCGUCCAGAUUUUCACCAGGAGACCAAUGGAAGAGGAGCAGCUGGGCAAGGUGAACCCAGACGAUGUCGUCAAGUACCUGCAGAAUUACAGCCAAGCUCUGGUGCUCUACUUGGAACAUCUGGUGCUGGAGAAGAGGAUGCAGAAGGAAUGCUUCCACACCCAACUGGCCACACUGUACCUGGACAGAGUGCUGUGCCUGCUGGCCGCGAGCCCCCCCCCAGCGGAGGAGGUGACAGAAGCUCGGGCGCGACUUCAGCUCCUGCUCAGGGAGUCCAGCCUGUACCGGGUUCAGUUUCUCCUGGAUAAGAUGGGGGAAGCAGAGCUGCUGCAGGAGAGAGCAACGCUGCAUGGCAAGCUGGAGGAGCACGAAAAGGCGCUACACAUCCUGGUGCACCGGCUGAAGGACGCGUCCGCCGCGGAGGGGUACUGCGUGUGGGCGUCGGCCUCGCGUGGCUCCGCCUACCGCCAGCGCCUCUUCCACCUGCUGCUGGGGCUGUACCUGGAGCCGGGCUCGGCGGGGGACGUCCAGCCGGUGCUGGCGGUGGAUCUGCUGAACCGGCACGCGGAGGCGUUCGACGCAGUGGCCGUGCUGCAGGUGCUACCCGAGGGUUGGUCCCUGCAGCUGCUGCGGCCCUUCCUGAGCGGGGCGCUGAGGGAGCGCAUGCAUGGCCGCCGCACUGCGCAGCUGGCGCUGGGGCUGGCGCGCUCCGAGAACCUGCUCCUGCACCACGACAGGCUAAAAUACCGGGGAGGCCCCAUCUUCGUGUCAGAGAAGAAAGGCUGCCAUUUGUGUCACAACACCUUCAGCGAGCCUGACUGCGUCUGCCUUCCGGGGGGUGUGCCUGUGCACAUGCACUGCGCCGCCCAGAGGGCCAGAGACUCACCCAGCAAGAGACACUGCACCAAUCCCAGCAGCCACACAUGAGCUGCCCAUUCCCCGCCCCUCUCUCUGAUGACCCCGCCCUCCUGUAAAGGCCCCGCCCAGAAAAUAGGUUCUCGUCAAACUCCAAUGCGGGGCUAAAAGCACAGCCAGGCUGGGGGAGGGGCGACCUGACAGGACCAGCUCUGGGACCUGGGUGCCAAUGGAAGCCUUUCAGCGGAAUGUGCGUGACUUUAUUCCCGUCGUCUGCCUGUGCACAGGAGUGGCGCUCACUGUCGGCUCGUGAGCACUUUUAAAUAAAAGAACCACUGCACAAAACUAUGACCUUAAUCCAAAACGUUCCCCUACCAGCAAGGGCUGCACCUGCAUCGGGUCCCGCUCUGGAUUAACUGCCCGCACCCAGGCUGCCGCCAUGCUCUCUCGCGUACGGGGCCGGUCCAGUUUAAGCCUCCCACUGUCCAGAAGCCCUUGUCUCUGUCAUUCUCACCGCCUCCUUCUCCUUCUCCUGCUCCGUCUGUUUGAGUGCAGGUCCAUUGCUCGCGCACGGGGCCGUUUGCCCCCCCCCCUCUCCCCAUCUGUCUCUUUUGUUUAGUUUGCCAUUCAGCAGGGUAAUGCUUGUGUUAUUUUCUUCUGUAUUUGCUCAGUCUGCAAAGAAGAAAAGGAUUGUAAAAGGUGAACUUACUUUUUUGCACUUUUCGAAUACAAGUGUCCGGUUUAACCAUGUAUGCUAGACCAUGUCUCAGGUUUAGUCAUCGUUGCGUGGUUCCAAGCUAUUACAUUUAUUACGGUAUGUACAGUUACUGUGACCUUUUCUGUGAUCUUUCGGGAUUGGAUGGUCGAUAUAAGCACUAUAACGUUCCCAUCAGUCCUGUUGUAAUAUGUUUACGGUCCUGCUAGGCAAAAAUUUAAAGUGACAGGACUCCUUAAAGCCCAGAGCUGCUGUAUCUCCCUGCUCCCUGGUCAGUUUACAGGUGCAUAGAGAGCGACUUUCUAUGGACGCCCUGCAGGGGUGUGGAAUGAACCACUGGGCUGUGUGACGGGGUGAUCGUUUUUGUGCAGUGUGAAAACAGCAUCCUGUAUCUUAGUCCAACAUCAUUUGCUGAUGUACUGAAUCGUGCCUGAUCUGGGGAAGAGGCAUAUCUGCGGGUUGUAUAAGAUCUGCGCCGAGCACAAGACUGACAGGCUGGCAUGUUGGAGACAAAGCCCCCCCCUUCCCCUUUGUAUUGGUUUGCUUGGCGGUUAUUGGUUAUGCCCUUUUCCAGUCGCAGGCUCCUCCCGAUUUUCUGUUUCCUACGCGAGUGCGAAACCCUGUCAUGGUUCAGUCACUCUGGAAUCGGCCAGGCAGUCAAGCGGCGGCGGGAUCGAAAAUUCCUGAUAUCUGAGAGAAAGACGCAUUCUUCAUGUUGUUUUUGAGUCUAAACGGCAGAUUCCAGAAGGGACAAGUUAUGGGCAAAUUGCUGUGCAGAUGCACCAGGCCCACUGUGACUUUGGGUGGUUACAUGCUGACCAAAGUCGGUUAAGCACAGAUACGCAAGUGUCUGCGCGGUAGCAGCACACUCGCUAUUUCUGUCUACUUUUGUGUGAAACACAGGUGCACAUUUUGACCUUUGAUGUGUCUCUGAUUUUGAGCCCGUUCUGUUGAAUGGGACAUUCAGAUAAUUGCCAUGUGAAAGCAACAGAGUCUGUGUGAUGCUUGAAAUUUGGGAACGUCUGUCCGUCAUUUUAGUGAUCAGAAUGAUUCCUGUCUCUGGUGGAAAGCUGGUGGCCUCUUUCAUUGACGGCAUUUGUUGGGAAAUAGAGGUUCGACGACUAACUUAAAAUGGUUUACAGUUAUCCUUUCUGUUCCCUUAGAGCAGUACGAGUGUAUUUCCAAAUCUGGUCCUUGGGGACCCACAGACAGUCCACAUUUUCGGAAGGGAGCAAAAAUGUGGACUGUCUGGCAGGGAGCUUGGAGGUAGCAAAAACAUGGACUGACUGUGGACCGCAGAGGACCAGAUUGGGAAUCACUGCUUUAGAGAAUCUCCUCUUGACUGUUGGGCAUAUCAGUUUGUUUUUAGAAGUUCCCCACCUGUACUGACAUAAUAGGCAGAAAAUACUUGACAACUUUUGUUUUAUCUUUAGUCGUAAGUCAGUUCUAUCAGAUCGCCGUAUAGCUGAUCUUGCAAAGCUAAGCUAAGUGCUGUGUCUCUGUCCAAGGAGUAGUUCCUGCAGCCAUCGCCCAGCUUCAGCCAGUGUUGCCCUCUCCAGGUGGUGUUCAUCCGCAGGUGUCCCGUGGGAUGAUGCGUUCACGCUUCCCGACCUUUACCUUUAACCAAUGAACAAAUAACGUUGUUUUAACGUUUCUUCCUUCGUGUCCCAACAUGCCCCGUGGCUUUUUUUUCUAUCCGCCGUAGUACUUUAUAAAUAUAUAGAAACCCUUGUAUAUAUUUAUAUCGUGUUGCUUUGUAAAUUCAUGCCAAUGUAGGUGGAAUGUAUAAAAUGUCCAUUUUAAUAAAUGACUAAAUUAUAA